CUCGUCUUCGAAUGGGAACAGUUUCUUGUUCGGUCACAAACCAUUUGGGCUCGGACCCGAUUCAGCUGGAGCGCCUGGUGAUCAAGAGAACCCGCACGGCAGUGAAGGCCCAUCGCCAAGGUCAGCUAUAGCAGCUAUGGCCGCGUGCCCCAGCCGCGUGGGCCGGCGACUUGGCUUUCUAGGGUAUGGAUGAAGUGAUUUUCAAUCAAAGCUGCAAAAUUGAUGGUGCUUACAGGUAAAUACGAUUCGUUCUUUUGUCUCUCCUGUACAGUACUUCGAUUUCGAAUACUUACUAGAUGAUACUACCAUCUAGAAUUUAUGUCCUUAGUGUAGUACAACCUCAUAGUUUGUUCAUUUUUUCGGUGGCGAGCAAGUGGAGUUGCUACGCUCAGAUCCGGUGCACAUCGGGCAGCGUUUCGAGAUUCAAUUCUUGACAGAACCAUUGGAGAUCCACUUCGCUGUGCGACACGAGCUUGAAGAUGACAGAAACCCGACACUUGCUACCGCAAAUUUCCAAGCCUCCAGUAAGGGGAGUCACGAGGUGC
This is a messenger RNA of Amoebophrya sp. A25, 545 nucleotides long. Lineage: Eukaryota; Dinophyceae; Syndiniales; Amoebophryaceae. The record is from the annotation of a GenBank genome assembly.